Diceros bicornis minor is the source of this 4272-nucleotide messenger RNA. RefSeq names its product zinc finger protein 688-like. Gene Ontology annotation, molecular function: RNA polymerase II cis-regulatory region sequence-specific DNA binding; DNA-binding transcription factor activity, RNA polymerase II-specific. The transcript has 3 exons. Gene Ontology annotation, biological process: regulation of transcription by RNA polymerase II. The record is from RefSeq and is a predicted model, not a curated record. Bases 563 to 1393 code for a protein of 276 amino acids. Lineage: Eukaryota; Metazoa; Chordata; Mammalia; Perissodactyla; Rhinocerotidae.
CUGCUCUCGCGGCCAACCAUCGGCAGCUGCGCAGGGCUGGCUGAGAGGUGCUAGAAGCUGCGGGCCGGUCCAUCUUGAAGGCAAGAAAGCUUCUCUCGAUCUCCCCUCCGGUCCCUCUCCUCCCUCCCCCAACAAAAAUAUCCCCCACAUGCGGCAGCCAUUGUAUUUAAGGGCAAGUGGACCAUGAGGCCAGAGAGGCCAGACAGGCGCCAUGUUUGAUAUGAUCAAGGGAUGGCGCCCUUAAGAGUAGCCAGUGACCACUGAAGCCAGGAUGUCGCCAUAUUUUCUGAAGGCACCUUCCGGGUCCCUUAACCCGGAUGUCUAUGUCCAAGCUGCCAUGAGGCGAAUAAACACCGAGGGGGUUUAUUUGUCCCCAUCAGAAUCCCCGAAUUCCUAACAGCUGGUCUCCGCUACUUCGGUUCCUCGGCUGCGUUCGGACGCCAAGGCUGGGCGGGGCCCCGGCCUCGGGAGCCCUUCCUGUGGACGACGAAAGCUGAGGCCGGGAGCGGGGAGGCGGUGGCACCGGGGACAAGGCGGCCGCUGCUCGGGGCCGGGAAGCCCCAUGGCGCCGCCCCCAGCCCCACUUCUGGCGCUGAGGCCGGGGGAGACCCGGACUGGUUGUAAGAAGCCCGUGGCCGUGAGCUUCGCGGACGUGGCUGUGUACUUCUCCUCGGACGAGUGGGGGUGUCUGCGGCCCGCGCAGAGGGCCCUGUACCGGGACGUGAUGCGGGAGACCUACGGCCACCUGGGCGCGCUCGGAUUCCCAGGCCCCAAACCAGCCCUCAUCUCUUGGAUGGAACAGGAGAGUGAGGCUUGGAGCCCCGCCGCCCAGGAUCCUGAGGAGAGGGAAAGCCUGGGAGAAGCUCUGAGAGGAGAGGCCCCAAACAAGAAGGAAGAGGAACCCAAGGAAGGGCCAGGAGCCAAGGGACCCAGAAAGACUUCUGGGAAGGAGUGGCCUAAAGAGCUGAUUCAGCACAACCCUGACCCAACCAUCAGCAAGGCCUUGGCAAGAGCACAACCACCCAUGAAAGCUGCCUGGGACCAGAGCACAGGUGUGCAGCCCCCGGUCCCAGUGCCCAGCGUGGAUGCUCCCACCAGCCAGCGGCGCCACGUGUGUGCAGACUGUGGCCGCCGCUUCACCUACCCCUCGCUGCUGGUCAGCCACCGGCACAUGCACUCUGGUGAGCGGCCCUUCCCCUGCCCUGAGUGUGGCAUGCGUUUCAAGAGGAAAUUCGCAGUGGAAGCACACCAGUGGAUCCACCGCUCCUGCUCUGGAGGGCGGCGGGGCAGGAGGCCUGGGAUCCGGGCUGUGCCUCGGGCCCCAGUCCGGGGUGACCGGGACCCGCCUGUGCUGUUCCGGCACUACCCAGACAUCUUUGAGGAAUGCAGGUGAGCAGCUCCUGCAGGCUGGGGUUGAGCCUGACCUCGGCGCUAAGGACUGACUGGGUCAGGGAUCUGGGAACCAAAAUUCAUCCUUUGGGCUUCCCUCAAGGAUCCCUCAAGUAUCCAAACUUGUAAAAAGAAAAGUGCCUGUAAAGAUUCAAAUAGAUUAAACUUGACACCCCUCUCCCCAGUCUUUCUAGAAAAAUGAAGAGAGUAAGAUGCUGGACUUCUCUCAAGUGUUAUCUCAGUAGCAGGUGCAACCAACAUCUUUCCAUUGUGUCAAAAAAAAAAAAAUCCCCUUGUUGCUUAUCUACAUCAGAGGUAACUGCAGAGGGGGACUAAGACUUGGAGAGGGGGCCCCAGAUGGAGGAGGGCAUGGACAAGCCCCAGCUAACUGACGCCAGCAGGAAGCCCAGGAAGUGAAGUGGGUGGAAAGAGUGGAAAGCACCUGGCACAGAUCUAGUCUCUGCAGCUUGCCCCAAGGCACAGCUGGUAUGUCACACACCCGCCCUGAGCUCAGCUCCCUCAUCUGUAAAAUAAGGAUCAAUUAUAUCUACCUCAAAGGGUUACGGUGAAGACUGAAAUUUUAACAUCAUAUGUAUGACAUAGUAAAUGUGCAAUAAAGAUUUGUUGAGUGAAUUACUGUCAACAUUUUAUGCUUCAGAAAGUGUAAAGAAGCCUGCUAAGGAGGCAGGGCAUGGAUAUCAGUAGCCGUGUUUUGCAGAUGAGUAAACUGAGGCUCAGAGAGAUUAAGUGAUUUUCCCAAAGUUUCACUGCUAUAAGGCAACAAUGCUGGAAACUGACACAGAGCCCAGAUAUUUCUACCACAUCCUCUGAACAGUCAUAUCUGGGCAGAACGUGGGUCAGAGGCUCACAGGUGACAUGAGGUGAGAACAGAGUUCUGGGCAGGGAGCUAGCCGGACAGCAAACAAGGGCCACUGCAGGAAAAGGUUUUUUGGUCCUUAGUUCUCAGCCAGAGAGUGGCCUCCCCCUUGGGGCUAGGGGUGGCUUCUCAGGAUGCAGGACCCAGCCCUGCCUGUCUAGGGGACACUCAGCAGGAAACUGAGAGCUCCACCAAGGCCAGUGAACUUUCACUUAGAAAGUGCAGUCAACAUGCAAUGAUCAUUUAUUGAAUGCCUUCUGUUGGAGAGACUGCAGGUGAUAAGGGAAUUCUGGGAUGAGGAAGGUUGACCCCAUUCAUUCAUUCACCAAACACCAAGUCCUCUGUGGGUUUUCGUGCUAGGCUCCAGGGACAUGCUGAUUCAGGUGCCACAUUCCAUGUGGGAAGAGAGUGACUGGGGCUUUAAUGGAGGAAGUCCAGAGGCACCACCUAACCCAUCCUGGUUUGUGAUAUGCCGGGAAGUGCAGCUUGGAGAAGGAGAUGGUUGUGUUCCCCAUAGCAUUACAUAGGAAUUGGUGUGUGGUGAGAUGUUCAGGCAGAAGGAGCAGCAAGGGAGCCUUGUUUCAUAGAAAGGAUAAGAGAUGGACACAGUGUGGAGUAGAGGUUCUGAGCAUGGGCAUUGGAGUCAGACUGGGUUCAGAUCCUGACUGACUUGCUUUAUCGUAGUGCAAUCUGGGGCAAGUCACUUCUUGCCCCAAGUCACCUCUCUGUGCCUUAGUUUCUUCAUCUAUAAACCCCAGAUAAUAAUAGCACCUGUCUCAUAAGAUUGAUGUAAGGAUUAAAUAAGAUAAUACAGAACGGGGCCUUGCACAUUAGCAUUUAAUAAGCAUUGGUUAUUGUUAUUCUAAUACAAUACAAAAUAGUAGUUGAACAGGACCAACAGGAGACCUGGGCAGGUCUUCUGAAUCAAGGAAGGUUUCCUGGAGGAGGUGGUUCAAACUGGCCUUGAAAGAUGAGAAAGACUUCAAUCAGGAUGGGCAUGUAGAGGGAAUGGUCAGCAGUUCCCCUUGACUGAAACGUAAAGAACUAAGUAAAGAAUAAUGGAAGGUGGAGGCAGUCUUGGGAGGGCCACAGAUCCCAAUAGAUGAGCUUGUAGGCAAUGAGGAGCCAUAGAAAGUUCUUGAGCAGGAGCAGGGCUGUUUGACAGGUGCUGUCAGAAGAUGUCUGUAAAGCAGUGUGAGGCGUGACCUGUGGGAGAAGACUGGACACCAGACAUCUGUUGAGCAUCUGCUUCCAGAUGGGAGUGAUCAGGAGCUAGACUAAGCUAAAAAGCAAGACUUUUUCUCCAAGUUGCUCUUGUUUGCUGACCUUAGAAUUGGGAAGAAAGAUAUUCAUAAGAGGCUUCUGCCAUAGAAUCUGCAUGGCUCAGUGACUGACAAUAUAAGCUGCGAACAAGUAAGUCCCAGAGGUUUCAAGUAUGGAGAGCUGGAGCAAGGGGGCCUGAGUGCUGGGCAAGGGGCACUCAGUAGUGGGAGGGUGUGAAGGCCAAGGGGUGACCAGUACUGGAGAGGGGAGAGUCAAAGAGAAGGUGGAGCUGGAGAGAGGAGGUGCCACCAGGGAGCGGGGAGCAGAACCAGGCCCAGUACCUCAAGCACCGAGCUGCCCAGGUCAGCAUAGAGUGAGUGCUGUCUGCUCGCUCUCUCUCAUUUUUUCAUUUAACAAACAUCUACUAAGCAUUGACUGUGUACCAGGUACUAUUCUACGUGCCAGGUUAUAGCAGGGAAAACAGACAUAAGAGUCGUCUUGGAGCUUACAUUCGAGUAGGGUGGGGACAAGCCAUAAGCCAGUACAUAAAUAAGAUGAAGUGGUGUAAUUGCAAAUAAUAAGCACUACUAAGGAACUAAAACAGACAACGUGCUGAAAGUACCUGUUGCGAAUGGAUUCUUAGACCAGGCCUUGGUGAGGAGGAGACAUUUGGGCUGAGAUCUAAAUGAUGAGGAGCCAAACGGGUCAGGUUGCAGGACGUAGGAGUGGGAGAGGGCAGGGUU